Messenger RNA from Cavenderia fasciculata, 1257 nucleotides. RefSeq lists its product as uncharacterized. Bases 1 to 1257 code for a protein of 418 amino acids. The record is from RefSeq and is a predicted model, not a curated record. NCBI's taxonomy places the organism in Eukaryota, Evosea, Eumycetozoa, Acytosteliales, Cavenderiaceae. The transcript has a single exon.
AUGAUAGAGUUGGAACCAAUAGAAUACUCUACAGCAAACGAUUCAUUUAAAGGAAUUUAUUUCGUUUAUGCAGUCACACGAAUCGUAGUCUAUUUUUUAUAUACAGUCUUUAUAUCGAUACUACUCUACAAAGUACUUCGAAAGAUUUAUAAAAAGAGGAAUAGACAAGACUAUACGACCGAUUCGUAUCAGACAACUAGAGACCACACCGUCCCCAUCAUAUACCUUUUUUCCAUCAUCUUUUUAUUCUCUCGGUUCGUUGCCGCCAUCAUCAGCAUUAUCGAUAAUGUACGGUACGACCCAGAAUCAGUGACACACGAACGUCUGCUUGUGGCAUACUAUAGUCUACUCGUCGUAGGGACAUCGAGCAAUUUCAUCAGUUGGUUUGAGAUUGGGUACUUUUGGAUUCUGACAUUCUACCUCUUUUACGGUACUAUUGCAGGUGGCGACCUGUAUGCGAUUAAUCCUCGUGCCAGAAUCAUUGUAGAUCGAUGUCUCAAGGUAACAGUAUCCAUUCUCACACUCGUCAUGGUAGCCAUCGUCAUUGCACUCAAUGUCAAGUGGGAGAGUCACGAAGCGAUCGAUAUGGCCUACUACAUUGUGUUUCUGGGCUUUGUUUUGUUUGCUGGCGUCUUGUUUUCAUAUCACGGCCAUCACUUGACACAAGCACUAAAGUCAGAGUUGGGAAAGGCCAACUUUGGACCACACGAGGCCAAGAAACAAGAGUUUUCAGCUUCCAUUAUCCGUAUCACCUACUUGGUCCGAUUGCUGGCCAUCAUGGUCAUCAUCGUCAUUGCCAAGACGGUGGUACUCGUCUUUUUGUUUAAACGUACGUUUGGCGCAAGUACACUCGAUGACUUUAUUUCCUUUGUCAUUGAAAUGUGUCAAACUUCAACCAUCAUCCUUGCAGUCCAUCCCAGACGUGCCAAGGCCCUCAAAAAUGGUUCAGACACUUCUUCUGGAUCAUCUGGAUCGAAUAACAGCAACAAAUCAAAAGGUACAAUUACUGGAUCACAAACGAGUAAGAAAAAGUCAGCGAGUGGUAGAAGUAGAUCAGCGACCAAAUCUUCCAUUUCUUCAUCUUCUUCAAAUGAAGAUAAAUCGGGUGUUUCAUCAUCAAACAAUCAACAACAACAGGUAGUUAUAGAGUUGGGUGAAAUUGAAUCAUCCUCCUCUACUGAAAAUCAACAACAAAUAGUUGUUGUAGUCGAACCAACAACAAGCGGUGAUUUGGAUACGCGUCCAUGUCUCGAAUAA